Molecule: messenger RNA, 326 nt
Organism: Linum tenue
Lineage: Eukaryota; Viridiplantae; Streptophyta; Magnoliopsida; Malpighiales; Linaceae
Source: the annotation of a GenBank genome assembly
AAGAGAGAGAGAGAGAGAGAGAGAGAGAGGCGAUGGCGGUUCCGCGUUUCUGCCGACGAGAAGAGAGAGAGAGAGAGUUGACGAUUCCAAUCAUUCCAUCGACUGGCGACGGCGGUUCCGCGUAGCUGCCGAUGAGUUGCUCGGUUGAUGAAACCUGGUGGAUUUGGGGAUGUUCCUAUCGGUUGUGUUAGGCGAAGAUUCUCCAACUAAAUUGAUUUCCUCUUUGUUUGGCACGAGAUGCAUACAAAACAAAUCUGGAUUGGUAAGAGCGGCAGCUAUGGUCUCAUUCCCUCGGAUUAAAAAGGCCCCCUAAGGAACGAUUGCAG